Molecule: messenger RNA, 1255 nt
Organism: Prorocentrum cordatum
Lineage: Eukaryota; Dinophyceae; Prorocentrales; Prorocentraceae
Source: the annotation of a GenBank genome assembly
AGCCGCGUCGGCUGGCCAGGGCCGCUCUGCAGGCCUCGGCGCUCUCCUGCCGCCCCCCCCCCCUCGGCGCCCCCGGAUCGCCCCCGCCCGCGGGCGCUCCGCCCGGGCAUGCGCGUGUCCGUGGUCACCUGCGCCGGGCGAGAAGUUGGCGGCCCUGGACGCCAGCCCGUCGUGGCGGCUGCGGGACGUGCUCGCGGGGGCGCCCGCGCAGGGUGGCGCGCCAGGCAGCCGGAGGCGGGUGUUCUUCGGGGAGACGGAGCUUCGCGGCGGCGCGACCUUGGCUGAGAUCGGUGCCUUUGGCGGCAGCGAGCUCACGUUGGUGGUGACUCCCGCGCUCCAUGUGCUGACCGCCUCUGGAGACCGCACGGCGAAGAUCUGGCACGCGGAGUCCGGCCAGUGCCUGCGAACGCUGGAGGGCCAUGGCAAUGACGUGGUGUCCGCGUGUUCUCGCCGGACGGGCUGGAGGUGCUGACCGCCUCUGAAGACGGCACGGCGAAGAUCUGGCACGCGGAGUCUGGCCAGUGCCUGCGCACGCUGGAGGGCCAUGGCAAUAUCGUGACGUCCGCCGUGUUCUCGCCGGACGGGCUGGAGGUGCUGACCGCCUCUGAAGACCGCACGGCGAAGAUCUGGCACGCGGAGUCCGGCCAGUGCCUGCGAACGCUGGAGGGCCAUGGCAAUUUCGUGGUGUCCGCCGUGUUCUCGCCAGACGGGCUGGAGGUGCUGACCGUCUCCGGAGACGUCACGGCGAAGAUCUGGCACGCGGAGUCCGGCCAGUGCCUGCGCACGCUGGAAGGCUAUGGCAAUUUCGUGGUGUCCGCCGUGUUCUCGCCGGACUGGCUGGAGGUGCUGACCGCCUCUGAAGACGGCACGGCGAAGAUCUGGCACGCGGAGUCCGGCCAGUGCCUGCGCACGCUGGAGGGCCAUGGCAAUUUCGUGGUGUCCGCCGUGUUCUCGCCGGACGGGCUGGAGGUGCUGACCGCCUCUAACGACGGCACGGCGAAGAUUUGGCACGCGGAGUCCGGCCAGUGCCUGCGCACGCUGGAAGGCCAUGGCAAUCGCGUGGUGUCCGCCGUGUUCUCGCCGGACGGGCUGGAGGUGCUGACCGCCUCUUACGACGGCACGGCGAAGAUCUGGCACGCGGACUCCGGCCAGUGCCUUCGCACGCUGGAGGGCCACGACUGUCGAGUGUUCUCCGCCGUGUUCUCGCCGUAGUAAGUGCCAGACUUUGCUCUCGGUUCCGAGGGGGAGGGGGUGG